AUGGCUUCCACGACAUCAUUAGCUUUGUCAGCUCAAGAAGGCGAGACAGAGGCUGAUCCAGUGGGUGAGUUUGAUCAUGACGAGGACGUGGAUGCUAUCAAGGAAGCGAGAAAAGCAAAGGACCGAAUCAAGACUCAGAACAAUAAGAAUCACGUUGUCGCCGCUGGGAAGGGUCCCAAAGUCAACAAAAAAUCGGUCACCGUGAAGCUUGAGCUGGCAAACGCUGCAUGGAAGUUCGAAGAUCUUCCCCUUCCUUCCACCGCUGAUAUCAAACUUUUCAAGACCAAUGUUAUCGUUCCGAUACUCGAUUGGGCAGCGACGCUUGAGGACCAGUUCAGUGCUAACAGCCACUCUGACUUGAAACCCACCGUAGUUCUGUUAUGGACUAAUACCUUCGGUCACCUUCCAAGGCAUCUUGAUGAAGCAAAGAAGGAGCUUCGAGUUGACCAUCCUGCAAUCAUGGGAGUCGUUCAAAUUCAAAUCCGAACACAUCGCAGUGAACUGGGAAAAGUGGCCAUGGCAGCCAUAUCUAGGAAUUGGAAACAUCCGGAGCUCAAGGGGUGCAAAACAGCUGAACAGCAAGCAGAGUGGGUGCGGAAUGCUUCAAAGAAUAAAUGGUUUGUAUAUGAUAAACCUGAAAACACGGCAGCAGAAGGACAUGGAGCAUAUCUGGGACGACUCCUCAUUCAGACAAUGGCCUACUAUAUCCAUCGUACAAUCUCCACACCAACCACUUUUGGUCCUCCGGCUGGGGCUCUGGCUCUUGCAGCAGCAGCAAUUAAACGUGCGCUUCAGGUGUGGAAGAAAGGUGUCAACUCUCUCGCAGGCAAACAGUCCAAGAAUUCGCUGGAUAGUUUUGGUGAAGAACCAUGGGUGACAGUCGUCAAACAACACUACAAAAACACGAGCGUAUUGUCCAAGGAUAAGUGGAACGAGAUUUAUCUUCGCUGCCAGGAAUUCAGCACUGGUGGUAAGGGCGACAACGGUGAGGAUUCAGAUGAUGAAGAGGAAGAUGAGAGCAAGGACGUGGAUCUUUCGGAUUGA
Molecule: messenger RNA, 1044 nt
Organism: Desarmillaria tabescens
Lineage: Eukaryota; Fungi; Basidiomycota; Agaricomycetes; Agaricales; Physalacriaceae
Exons: 6
Coding region: 1-1044 (347 amino acids)
Source: RefSeq, a predicted model, not a curated record